Messenger RNA from Parnassius apollo (apollo), 495 nucleotides. The record is from the annotation of a GenBank genome assembly. NCBI's taxonomy places the organism in Eukaryota, Metazoa, Arthropoda, Insecta, Lepidoptera, Papilionidae.
AUGACAUUAACAAAUAAAGGUGAUGAAACAACUCACAUAAAUAUGGAAACAGUCUGUGAUUUAUUGGACAAAACAUUGAUUAAUCAGUUACAUCUGAUGGAAGAGAAGAUGCGGUGUGAACUCAAUAUAGAAUCGAGCAUCAACAGUGGAAGUAUUCAUCUUGCUAAAUCUAGAUAUAUAAUGGGUCAGAAUGCAGUCAGUAUAGCAAGGUUGCCGAUGGAGAGCAGUCCAGAAUUUUCUGCAUCAACUGUGUGUGAAAUCACAGAGGUUGAUAAUAUGAAAGAGUUCAGAGUAGUUGAGAAUGAUGCUGAAAACACAGUGAAUCCAUUACAUUGGUUUGGUGUACUAGUGCCUCAAAACUUGCAUAAAGCAAAGAGUAUCUUCCAGAAUACAAUUAAUUUUGUUGUUGAAUGUGCAAAUAUUCAAAUGCGAUUACUUGAAAAUAUGGGGAACAUGGAUAUGCUGAAUAAAUACAAAGAAACAUUAAAAUCUUAA